Endocarpon pusillum Z07020 is the source of this 1551-nucleotide messenger RNA. RefSeq lists its product as uncharacterized. Gene Ontology annotation, cellular component: membrane. The transcript has 2 exons. Gene Ontology annotation, molecular function: nitrate transmembrane transporter activity; nitrite transmembrane transporter activity. NCBI's taxonomy places the organism in Eukaryota, Fungi, Ascomycota, Eurotiomycetes, Verrucariales, Verrucariaceae. Bases 1 to 1551 code for a protein of 516 amino acids. Gene Ontology annotation, biological process: nitrate transmembrane transport; nitrite transport. The record is from RefSeq and is a predicted model, not a curated record.
AUGUUGGACUACACCACCCUCUGGAGGGCCCCAGAGGUCAACCCUAUCAACCACAAAGCUCGCUCCGUCCCCUACUUCAACCCAAUCAAUGUUUACGGCAGAGUGUUCUUCUUCUCUUGGUUCGGUUUCUUGAUUGCUUUCUGGUCAUGGUAUGCCUUUCCACCACUGCUGAAAGUCACCAUCGCAAAGGAUCUCAACCUGACCACCUCCGACAUUGCCAACUCCAAUAUCGUUGCUCUGACUGCCACGCUCCUUGUCCGACUUGUUGCUGGCCCAGCUUGUGAUCGAUGGGGCCCGCGUAUCACCUUCUGCGCUACUCUCCUCAUUGGAGCUAUUCCAACAGCCCUUUCUGGCGCUGCUUUCAAUGCAUCCCAGUUGCUGGCCCUUCGAUUCUUCAUCGGCAUUCUUGGCGGCAGCUUCGUGCCAUGCCAGGUCUGGUCUACAGGAUUCUUCGACAAGAAUGUGGUUGGCACCGCCAAUGCGUUCACUGCCGGCCUGGGAAAUGCUGGUGGUGGCAUCACGUACUUCUUGAUGCCAGCCAUCUUCGACUCUCUUGUUACGCAGCAAGGUCUGACUCCACGCGUGGCUUGGCGCGUUGCAUUCAUUGUGCCCUUCAUUUGCAUCACUGUUACCGCCAUCGGCAUGCUGUUCCUCACCCCAGACACUCCUACUGGGAAGUGGAGUGAGCGUCAUCUUGCGGUUCAGCGGAAUCUAGCCAAUCAUGGUGUCACUGCAGUCGUCGUCGAUGCACCGGGUGGGAUCAUGGACAAGAAACCCAGCGAGGAUGGCUCGAUCACACCUCCAUCCCAACAAGGGGAGAAGAUGCAAUUCGAGGCAACUGGGGAGCGCAAGCAGUCAUAUGACCACGAAGCCCAAAUGGGCGAACAACAAAUGCUGGAUACCGCUCGAGGAGAAGUUGUCGUCAAGCCAACAUUGCGGGAAGGUUUCAGAGUCUCCGUGAGCCCUCAGGUGCUAGUCGUUGCUGGGGGUUACUUCUGCGCCUUUGGUGGUGAGCUUGCCAUCAACUCCAUCCUCGGAUCUUACUACCUCAAGAACUUCCCAUCUCUUGGUCAGACCGGUUCCGGAAAGUGGGCAGCCAUGUUUGGAUUGUUGAAUGUCGCUUUCCGCCCACUGGGUGGCAUAAUCGCCGAUAUCAUCUAUAACAGGACACAUAGUGUGUGGCACAAGAAGAUUUGGAUUCAUCUGCUGGGCCUGUUCACCGGCUGCUUCCUCCUUGCCAUCGGGCUUCUCGAUCCCCACGACCAAAACACCAUGUUUGGCCUGAUCGCCGGUAUGGCCUUCUUUAUGGAAGCCAGCAACGGCGCCAUCUUCGCCCUCGUGCCGCACAUUUCCCCUCACGCCAACGGCGUUGUGUCAGGCGUGACGGGAGCUGCUGGCAAUCUAGGAGGUAUUGUCUUCGCCAUCAUCUUCAGAUAUCAUCCCGGCAAUUACCACAGGACCAUCUGGAUCAUUGGUGCCAUGAUACUUGCAAUUCAUUUGUCAGUCUGCUGGAUCAAGCCUAUCCCAAAGGGUCAAAUUGGUGGACGAUAG